This is a messenger RNA of Sinocyclocheilus anshuiensis, 1215 nucleotides long. RefSeq names its product out at first protein homolog. The record is from RefSeq and is a predicted model, not a curated record. Lineage: Eukaryota; Metazoa; Chordata; Actinopteri; Cypriniformes; Cyprinidae. The transcript has 5 exons. The coding region runs from base 1 to 795 and encodes 264 amino acids.
AUGAACGCGAGAGUGGCUUUAGUCCAAAUAGCGUUCGUCGUGUUUACGCUGCUAUUAUCGGUAAGUGUUUGCUCACAGUUGACGGUGCUCGUUCGUCUCAACGAUGGUCAAAUAACGGAGGAGCUAUUAGAGGCGGAUAGUGAGAAGGACAUUAUAACAGUGGAGUUCAGGCAGACAGACGGGACUCUCAUCACAUUCCUGUCUGAUUUUAAGCGCCAUGUGAAGAUCUUUCAUGCACUGGUGCUUGGGGAGCCAGAGAAGGGCCAAUCUCAGUACCAGGCCCUCUGCUUCAUCUCGCAUUUGGAUCAUGGAGAGCUCAUCCCGAGUGAGGCCAUGGCUCGACUCAGACAGAAAUACCCUCAUGUGGUGCGAAGUGCGGACGAGAGACGCAGUGUGGAACAGUUCACUAUGAAUGCAGCGCUCAACAUGAGUCGCUCCUGGCACCUCAGUACUCAUAUUCAUAAUGUCUGCAGGGAUGCACGAGACCUGGUGUACACACGACAGCAAGAUGUCAAAUACUGGCUGGAGAAAGGAGCGGCCGGUUCAGUAUUUGACGUCUUUCCUCAGAGUUUGAAUGUGACUGACUUGCAGAGCUGCAGCUCCACAACAGACCCAUGGCAGCCCUGCGCCUGCAGUUACAGGUUAAACCUGGAGUGGUUCCCCUGUCAGCUGAAGUACUGCCGGGGCCAGGGCUCGAACCCUUACAAAUGUGGCAUUAAGAGCUGCAGCAAAGGCUACCGCUUCGACUUCUACAUGCCUCAUAAACAGCUGUGCCUUUGGGAUGAGGACAAUUAGCAGCAUCUGACAAAGGAAAUUUGGUUUUCUUAAAAUAAUGUAUUUGUUUGUUUGUGGGAAACAUUUUUGUAAGGUACUCUACAACAAUGCAAAUCUUUUUCUUAAAGAAAGGAACCAUUUUGAUAAUGAGAUUAUCUAGAAAUGACUUGUGCACUUCAGUGAUUUGGAAGAAGCUAUACAUUUUGUCUCAACAGGGAACUUUCUCUGACACGCCUUUAAUGGUAGUGAAAGAAUGGAUAUUUUGAUGUGGAUUGUCAAGCCAUUUAUCUUUUUUUACUUUUGGUCAUCACUACAAUGGUACCUCAGGGCAGGAAAUAGUUUUAUUAUAAUAAGUUGUAUGUUUAGUUCUGCUUAGGGCAGCUGUAUUGUAGCUCUUGUUUUUAUUCUGUUUAGUUUUUACGUUACUACAUUUUUGCGUUA